AUGAAUUCGCGGCUCGGCGCACGGACGACGUUGCAACCUGAUGCUAGCAAAGAUAUUGGUAUGACAAGUCACACGAGUAUCGAACGUGUAGCACUUCCUGUGCUGCACUGGAGCAAUACCGGCGAGAACGAUAACCAAACCGCCCAUUUAUCGCAAAAGGUUCGUGCCGUGGGAGAAAGCCGAAAUCAACACACUGUGAAACGAUGGGCUUGUGCGGUCGACGCAUAUGACGAGAUGAUACUUCCCCACUUGGUGAUGAAACCCAUGAUACCCUCGCCGCAAAAGCUAAGUUCACCACUGCGGACGCGUAUGACGUGGAAUGGGACUCUAAGACCACAAAGAGAUACGUUGGAGUUUGGGCCUCACUUACAGCGACGGGCGUCGAGCAUCAAUGCUAGCCUCGCUACAUUUGAAGCAACCGAAACGAUACUUCUAGCAGAAAUCGAUUCUGACGAGCGCUGUGCAUCCUUUCUUCGUCAGCGAGCACCGCGAGAAACUCUCGCAUCCUUCCCUGGUGGCAGUGACUCCCCUCAAAGCCAGAUUCAUUACAAGCUUCGAGCGUUGGACCGUAAAAUCAAAAUGAACACAGAGAAGCCUUGCGCAGAGCUAGGGGGUAAGCCUAGUUCGAGUCAGCUUUCCAUUCAAGGCGGUCCCGAGCAAAACGAGUGCACCGCGAAGCAACUUGAUUACCAUGAAGACGAGCUGUUAUUGUCAACGCUUGAUGCAAGUCGACAGACGAAAGAAAUCGCGGCCACUGCACCACCCAAGAUGAACAUUGCGUCAGCAGUACUUGUGAUCCAGUGUUUGUUCCGAGCAUUUCAGGCACGGUGUCGUCUCGCCGAUCUACUGUCUCGGACGUAUCAACGCGUAUUGGAUCCUGGCACCAACCAAUGUUUCUACUACAACCGCACCACCCGGUUGAGUCAGUGGGAAGCCCCAAGGUUACUGCACCGUUGUCACUGCCUGCUUGGCGCCCAGCAGAAGCGAGCACCUGAUCCAUCGAUCCGCGCUACAAUCAAUGAUACCGUGUUAGAUGCCGCCGCGAAGACCAUCCAGACAAUGUACCGCCAACGAGCUCAGCGACUUUUCUUGAAAGACCUCCAGCUUGGCAAUCUUGAAAAAGUUUUCGACACAGGAUUUGGGGCUUGGUACUACUUCAACUCGCGCACGAAUCGCAGCUUUUGGGAAAAUGUUCACCACGUCAGGCUCACUGCAUCAAACUCAGCCAUUUACCAUCGACACCAGCCUUGGCAAACGACCUGA
Messenger RNA from Phytophthora sojae, 1263 nucleotides. RefSeq lists its product as hypothetical. The transcript is spliced from 2 exons. Lineage: Eukaryota; Oomycota; Peronosporomycetes; Peronosporales; Peronosporaceae. The record is from RefSeq and is a predicted model, not a curated record. Gene Ontology annotation, molecular function: protein binding. The coding region runs from base 1 to 1263 and encodes 420 amino acids.